GCGCAUUUUUUAUGAUGGCGCUGCCCAAUUGUACUCCAUCACUUAUUGUUGAAACGUCUAUUAUAAAUUUAAUAGAAGAGAUUGAAAAAAAACCGGCGCUGUACAAAAAAAACUUGAAAGAAUACUCUGAUGUAAAUCAGAAAAAAAAAUUAUGGUUGGAAGUCUGUGAAGCAAUUAUUCCCAAUUGGAAUCAGCUUAGUGCCGAGGAUAAAACAAAACAAGGUCACAAUGUGCAAAAAAAAUGGGCUAAUUUACGGACUUGCUUUCGUCGGGAAUUGAACGCACAAAAGAACACAAAGUCAGGACAAGCUGCGACCAAGAGGCGUAAAUAUGUCUAUUUUGAGUAACUACUAUUUUUACUUCUGUUGCGCGUAGAGUAUUAAUUUUUGCUCUAGGCAAGAACGCCGGUUAAUGUUGUAAGGAAAAGGGUGCAAGUGAAUGAAUUCGACACUGUCGAUACUUUAGUUAACAAACCAGUUCACUUGGUGUACUUUAUUUCCGUCUUUAAUUUGUAAAGGACCCGUAGCGAAUUCGUCGCGAUUUACGGGAGUCGUUUCGUUCGAGGAGCGCAAAACGUAGUAGGACGUUUGUCGCGGCGUUGGUGUUUUUAUAAACUCUUCGACCGACGACAACGCCGAGCCGAUGGUGUUGUCGAGCACUAAUUAGAUAAGGUUUUAAAUUGUGGCGCUCGAAAUCCGGAACAACUUCCAUGCAUGGAAAAUCGACGAACGGAAGGAAACUUGGAACAGGAUGAUUCUCAAGAAAAUGAUGAAGAUGAUGACUUCCACUUCCACACCUAUUCCUCAGCGGAAGAAGAGGACUAAUGUACCGAAGCAAACGGAUUUGGACGAAGCAUUAUUAAAAGCUUAAAAGAGACUAAUACUGUUGAUGAAGAUACAAACUUUGCUUUAUAUCUUGUCCCUUCACUCCAGAAUUUAACAACAGAAGAAAAACUCGAUGCUAAGAUUGCUAUUCUUAACAUUUUUAAACAGAUAAGACUAGCCAGGCGUGUACAGACUACCCCUCAAUCAACAUGUAACUACAACAUAUUACAGCAGCCCUUGUCCUCUUUUCCCGUAUAUCAUCGAGGGACUAACAAUUUGCCACCAGCACAACCAUUAGUUUGUACAACCAGUUCUACUCCAUCCCCCAAUUUGCCUAUGGUUCCAUCACCAGGCAAUUCCAACGAUACAGUCCAGUCUUUAUUUUCUAAUGUUUCAAAUGAUUCGCAAAUAUACGACUUGUAAACAGUUUAAUUUUUCAAAAUGCUUACUUGACUUUAUGAUUUAAAAAAAUACUUAACUUUGUGAUUUUAAUUCUAAUAAAAAACAGUUAAUAGUA
Osmia lignaria (orchard mason bee) is the source of this 1341-nucleotide messenger RNA. NCBI's taxonomy places the organism in Eukaryota, Metazoa, Arthropoda, Insecta, Hymenoptera, Megachilidae. The record is from RefSeq and is a predicted model, not a curated record.